Messenger RNA from Echinococcus granulosus, 549 nucleotides. RefSeq names its product ADP-ribosylation factor. Gene Ontology annotation, cellular component: plasma membrane; cytoplasm. The record is from RefSeq and is a predicted model, not a curated record. Gene Ontology annotation, molecular function: GTPase activity; GTP binding. Lineage: Eukaryota; Metazoa; Platyhelminthes; Cestoda; Cyclophyllidea; Taeniidae. The transcript has 2 exons. Gene Ontology annotation, biological process: intracellular protein transport; vesicle-mediated transport. Bases 1 to 549 code for a protein of 182 amino acids.
AUGGGGGCUCUUUUCACCCGGCUGUUUGAUCGUCUCUUCGGUAAGAAGGAAAUGCGUAUCCUCAUGGUUGGACUCGACGCGGCCGGAAAGACAACUAUUCUUUAUAAGUUGAAGUUGGGUGAGAUCGUCACGACUAUCCCCACCAUCGGAUUCAAUGUUGAAACAGUGGAAUACAAGAACGUGAACUUCACCGUAUGGGAUGUUGGCGGUCAGGACAAAAUCCGACCUCUCUGGCGUCACUACUUCCAAAACACUCAAGGUCUCAUUUUUGUCGUCGACAGCAAUGAUCGGGAGCGCUUAGUUGAAGCACGAAAUGAACUUAACCGGAUGCUUAGCGAGGACGAGCUUCGUGAUGCCGUUCUUCUUGUGUUUGCCAAUAAACAGGACCUCCCCAACGCCUGUCCAGCCAGUGAGAUGACGCAGAAGCUUGGCCUGAAUUCGCUCAAGAAUCGCCAGUGGUUUAUUCAAGCAACUUGCGCUACCACAGGAACCGGUCUCUAUGAGGGUCUCGAUUGGAUGGCGAAGGCUUUAGCGGAGAAGAGUCGAUAA